GCUGAGGCCGAAGAUGUCCGCUCCUUCGGAGAAGUUAGAAAUCUCGCAGGGCGUCGGUGACGCCUCCUCCUGCCACCGAAGCUUUCGUCUGAUUUGUUAUUGUCUUCCCUCUUCUGGUUUCGAAGCCGGCUCUUGCGACCCGCAGGGCUAGAUCCGGCAUGUUCAGCUCCGACGUCGAGAGGGGAGCAGCCGACGGGAAGAACAUGGGGGCUGCUGCCAACGGUCGCCACUUCGGUCCGAACUACACUGCGCCGUUUUACUACGACGCCGGCGCCUCGGAGGAGCGGGGCUGGACGCCCUGGGUUGUGCCGCUCGUCGUGGUGGGCAAUAUCGCCAUGUUUGUUGUCACCAUGUACGUCAACAACUGUCCCGUCCGUAGAUCCCCCUACGGCUCCUGCGUCGCCGGAUCCCUCCACCGCUUCUCCUUCCAGCCCCUGCGUGAGAACCCCCUCUUCGGGCCUUCGUCAUCCACAUUGCAGAAGAUGGGUGCUUUAGAAUGGGAAAGGGUGGUACAUCAACAUCAAGGAUGGAGGCUUGUGACUUGUAUGUGGUUGCAUGCUGGUCUUAUACAUCUGAUCGCCAAUAUGCUGAGCUUGGUUUUCAUUGGCAUUCGCCUUGAACAGCAAUUUGGAUUCUUGCGAAUUGGGGCAAUAUACCUACUUUCUGGAUUUGGAGGUAGUAUUCUGUCAUCUCUUUUCAUGAGGAAUAGUAUUUCUGUUGGUGCAUCUGGUGCUCUGUUUGGACUUCUUGGGGCAAUGCUGUCAGAAUUAAUUACUAACUGGACCAUUUACACAAACAAGGCAGCAGCCCUAUUCACUCUACUGAUCAUCAUUGUUAUCAAUUUGGCUGUGGGUAUCCUACCGCAUGUCGAUAACUUUGCCCACAUUGGAGGUUUUUUGGUGGGGUUUUUUCUGGGUUUUAUAUUGCUGCUCCAGCCUCAAUUUGGUUGGGUGGCACGCCACAAUCUACCUCGUGAAGGCAGAGUUAAAUCGAAGUAUUUGGCCUACCAGUACAUAUUAGGGAUUGUUUCACUGAUUUUGCUAGUGGUUGGAUUUAUCGUUGGUUUGAUAAUGCUGUUUCGAGGGGUAAAUGGGAACGAUCAUUGCCAUUGGUGCCAUUACCUGAGCUGUGUACCGACAUCUCGAUGGAGCUGUUCAAACUAAUGAACAAAGAACUUGGCCGCUGGAUCGCCUGGGUUAUUUUUUUUUCCUUUAGAAUUAAAUUAUGUAAAUUAGAUGUUCAUAUGUGUGUACCUGAUUUCCUGCAGAUUGAGAUUGAUUAGUCAAUGUUGAAGUGGUCAAA
Molecule: messenger RNA, 1302 nt
Organism: Zingiber officinale
Lineage: Eukaryota; Viridiplantae; Streptophyta; Magnoliopsida; Zingiberales; Zingiberaceae
Product: RHOMBOID-like protein 2
Exons: 5
Coding region: 159-1163 (334 amino acids)
Biological process (GO): proteolysis
Cellular component (GO): membrane
Molecular function (GO): serine-type endopeptidase activity
Source: RefSeq, a predicted model, not a curated record